UUCUAUGCAGAAGCCGUCGCGAGGAAGAGCGUAGAAGAGACGAAGAGACGCAGAGAGAGAGAGCGAGCGAGACGAAGCCGAACGGAGGCCUAUCUGAGACCGGCGGCGGUUGAUCGCUUUGCGAGAGAGUGAUUAUGGCGUUGAGCAAUAGCUUGAGAUCCGCAUCGAAGCAGCUUCUAGCUUCUUCUUCUUCUGCUUCUGCAGCCUCGCUUCUCCCCAAGUCAGUCAGCAGAGAAAUCCACUCAACUGGGGUGAAAAGGAUGGGAGGUGGGCAUGCACAUGGCCAUGACGAGCCUUUCUACCUUCAUGCAAAGCAUAUGUACAACUUGGACAGGAUGAAACAUCAAGCGCUGAAGAUGUCUCUUGCUGUUAUUACUGCCUUCAGCAUUGGCGUCGGUGUGCCCGUCUAUGCUGUCAUUUUUCAGCAGAAAAAGACUGCUUCCGGUUAAUUCUUAGCAGAGCCUCAUCGCAGCAAUAAUGACUUCUUUGCCCAAUGCCCAAGACAGUAGGCCUUUGCCUGCUGGUAUGGUUUUAGUCGUUUUCCUUCUGAAUGUUGUGUCUUUUUGUUGCUAUAAGCUUUGAUCAUCUCGUCAGUUGGAAGACCUUGAAUAAGUUCUUUGAUUUUCCCAUGGUACUGAUAUUUCAGUACAUACUCUUCCUGAGUAA
Syzygium oleosum is the source of this 666-nucleotide messenger RNA. RefSeq lists its product as uncharacterized. The transcript is spliced from 2 exons. Bases 135 to 449 code for a protein of 104 amino acids. Lineage: Eukaryota; Viridiplantae; Streptophyta; Magnoliopsida; Myrtales; Myrtaceae. The record is from RefSeq and is a predicted model, not a curated record.